ACCGCGCACUAUAAUUAAUAACGGGGUUUCGCGAAUCCUAUAUCCCCUUAAGGUGUGGAAAAUUAAAAAUCUGCAAAUCGACCCUCCGUGGUGCUUUUCCACAACCCUGGGCGUCGCUCUUAAUUAAAGGCCUCGCCGCUGGAGGGGAGAGGAAGGGCGUGUCGCGGAUCCCCGGCAAAUGUGCGCGCACGGCGAGCGGCGGCUCCGGGGAAUCUGCCGGCGAAGGUGAAUUUCACGAUUUAGGCCCUUUUGAGGAACAAUGGAGUCUGACAUUGAGGAGGUGUCCCAGGCGCUAAUGGAGGCAGCCAAUGACCGAGACCCCAUGGUCCAGGAGCAGGUCAGGAAGUCCAUGCUGACACUUGGGAAGAGGAAGCCUGACAGGGUCCUGACCAUCUUCCAGAACUAUCUGCUGAAACAUCCCAAGCUUCCGGUUGGACACCGAGUGGCUGUACUGCAGACCAUCGAGCUCAUAUUGUUGUCCAGGCUUGAUGAGAUUGGAUGCCUCAGAAUGAAAAGCAUCAUUUCUCUGGCCUCCGAUGAAAUGACCAGAUCGAAGGAAGUGAUUCCUGAUUGGCAGCAGGCGGCCAGCAACAUUCUGGUUGCCGUCGGCAAUAAGCACAUGGGUGACAUCAUGGAGGAGAUGCUGAGCAAGUUCCAGCCGGGGUGCUGCCCGCACUUCUUCGUGGUGCAGACCCUGGCGAGGCUCUCUCAUUCCAAUGUCUACAGCAUGGUGCCCUUUCUCAGCGCCAUCCUCACCACCAUGCUGUCCAUGUUGGGCAUGGCCAAGCACGAUAACAUGAAGUGGGUCUUCUCCUUCGCUCUGUCCCGGUUCAGUGAGAGCAUCGUGGAAUACUUGGCCAACCUGGAUAAGGCCCCAGACCCAACAGUGAGCAAGGCCACCUUCUCGGGCGAGAUCUACGCUGCCUACGACAUCCUCUUCUGCAACUGGCUGCAGAGCCGGGAGCCCAAGGUGCGACUGACUGUGACCGAAGCACUGGGAGCCAUGACUCCACUGAUGGCUCCGGACAAGCUGCAGGAACAGCUUCCCAAGCUGAUUCCCACCCUCUUGAACCUGUAUAAGAAAACGCCUGAUCACUAUAUAAUCAGCAAGACCGGUGUCUCUUCUGUGGUUCUGUCCUUGUCCGCUCGGGCCGUCACCGCGGCCAUGUUAUCGACCCGCAGAGCCUGUGCCAGGUCUGGAUGUGGCUGCCAGCACGGACGACAGGUUGCUGAGGCCCUGGCCGACAGCCUGCUCCUCACCCUGCACCAGCAGGUGUCUUUGCCAGUAGACUACAACAACCCUGUAAAUGAAAACCACAAUGAGGUACUGAGGUGCUUCGGAAUUUUGGCUGACACCUUCCCCGACCGCCUGGUUACCUUCGUGCUGCAGAGGCUUGAGAAUGGCGGCGAUCGUAACCGCGUGGGCUCCCUGGCUGUGCUGAAGCACCUCGUCAAUGCCUCCUCUUCCAUAAUGGAAACAAAGAAGGGGCUUAUUGUGACCAGCCUGCGCUUGCCAUUACUCGACACCAGCAACAAGGUCAAAAAGAAAGUUGUCCAGGUGAUCAGCGCUGGCCACCACGGAUACCUGGAGCUGGAAGGGGGAGACAUGCUAGUGAGGUUUAUGGUGCUGCACUGUGCCCUUCCAGACGCCUGUCAUGGGCGGAGCCUGUCAGACCAAGAGGAGGUGACCAAUGAGGCUCUCCGCAACAUAUGUGAGAACACGCUGCACCUUCUCGUGACUACAGUGGGCUGCAUGGAGGACGUGCUGUGGCCUGCGCUGCUCUGCUACCUUACCCCGGUGCAGUACACUGACGCCACCGUGCCCCUUUGCAACAGCCUGGUCCUGCUGGGUAACAGGAAGCGGGUUGCGGGGGACCUAGGCUACAUCGUCGACUUCGCCAAGCAAGACAGUCUUCCCUCACCGUACAGCAUCAUGAUCAGGCUCUGGGUCAACGCGUCAUACCCAUUCCGGAGCCGUGGCCGGGGGGCACCCUCCCUCAGGCUGCUGGCAAUCUUGGCCCCCAGUAUCCAUCCCAGUUUGGAAGAGCUCUGGACCACAGAGGUUCCCCUGGUCCUGAACCUCCUGGAAGAAUCCACAGUGGACACGCUAAACAGGAGGACGUGGGAGCAGAGCCUUCUCAAGCUACUGUCCCAAACGCUGUUGGCCAUCAUGGACGACGGAUGGUGCUGUCGGCUGGCCUCUGAGAUGUCCCUUUAUUUGUCCACCUACAACGGCUCCCUGGACGAGAAGAGCUUCCUGUACAAGUGCAUGGGAGUGACCCUGCAGAGAUGCCGUGACUCGGGGGUGGUGAAGGAGCAGCUGCACAUCAUCCUGGCCACCGCGUGCCACGGCGACGCCAUCGAGAGAGAGGGAGUUGCGAAGGGAAUUGGGCUCUGUGCCAGCAACCACCUCGAAGAUACUCUGGCCAAGCUGGAGGACUUCGCGAGAUCCGAUGCCUUCAAGAAAGCCUCGGGAAUACUUGGUCUGCUUAAAGAUAAGAACGAUGGAGACGUUGAGAAGAUGAAGAGCACGUUGAUUCUGUCCUAUGGCUACGUUGCUCUACACGCUCCCGAGGACAAGGUUCUGAGCCGAAUCGACUCUCAGAUCCUGCGAAAUAUCAGCAGGCACUUCAACACCAAGGACCUGACCCUGAAGAUCAGCCUGCUCCAGAGUGUAGGCCUCAUCGCCCAGGCCGUCAGCGCCUGCGUCCGGAGUCAAAACUACCUAUUCGCCCGCAAGCAGGAGCUUGUGGGAGUGCUCCUGGACAUCAUCAAAGCAGAACCCACUGAUGUCCUGGUGACUUCCGUCCGCCAUCUGGCCAUGACAGCGUGCGCCAGCCUUGUCGACUUAGACCCAGCACUGACUGAGAGUGAGACCCACGAUGUGCUGCAAACCUGUUUGAACAGUGUGCUGGGGCUGACCCCCCUCGAGGUUGUGGACCAGGGAGAGGAGGAUGAGUCCCUGGACUUGCAGCAGAGGCAGGGCCUGUAUGCGGAAACCUUCAGUGCUCUUGAGGACUUGCUGGGGAGAUUGCUCUCCCGAAAUCUGAGCCCCGAUGGGCUGCAGAGCAUCUUUAAGCACCUGGAGGCGUGGAUGGGGUCCGAGCUGGAUCACGGGCGGGAGAGAGCCGUGAGGACGGCCGUGCGGGUGCUGGACUCCUACCUGCAUAACCUGGCUGUUGGGAAGACGACCACCUUCCACAACAUCGGCGGCCUUCUGGGACGGCUGAUGCCCCGCUGCACAGACCGCUGCUCCGCGGUGAGCUGGGCGGCUGGCGAGGGCCUGCGCAUCCUGUUGCGCAUUCAGCUGCGCUACGAGGGGUUUUCCCUGGAUCACAGAGACGCGGCGAUCGAAAGCCUGUCCACCUUGUACGAGGGGCUCCGGAGCCCUGACCCUGCGGUUGUGUGUCAGACCUGCUCCCAUCUGGCCGAGGCCAUCAGCAGGCGCCUUACUCCUCAGCAGGUCGGACCUCUGAUCCUGGUCCUGACAGAGGGCUUGAGAGACUCUCAGCCAAGCUGCUGUCUUGUGUCCGGCGUGUUCCUCAACACGAUCCUCGCGCACAGGGGGGGCCGUCUGCAAGACCUGGUUCCCGAGAUCAUGGCGGCGCUGCACCUGAGCUUGCAGGCCAUCUCCGAGGACCAGGUGAAGAUGGCGGUGGCACAAUCCAUCCUAACCCUGGCUUCCCAGCACCCACAGGUCGUCAUCGACACCCUUAUCUCCUACCCCUUGCCCUAUGACAGCAGCACCUGUGACAUGUGGAUUGCACUGGGUGGCCACUCCGCCCUGGCCGGUCACAUCGUGGAGGCCUUUACUGAGAAGCUGGUCGUCAUGGUGCCCUACAUAGACAAGAGGGACCCAGCGUUGUGGAUGGGGACCACCAAAGUUGCCACCGUUCAGCCUCUCCAGGUGACCUGCGCCCUGCGUGAGAUAAUGAUGAACGGUCAGAUUGAGGUUGCCGUCGCAGAGCAGUUUCCGCGGCUCUUCAGCGCCCUUCUGGUACGCAUGGGCUCCAGCGUGGGAGUGCAGCUCCCCAAGGACGUCGGUACCGGGGCCAUCAGGCCACAGAAGAGACCAUCUGGAAAGGUUCUGGGUGCCUUCGACGUGUGUGGGAUGGCGCUAGAGGCAAUGCAAAUCCUGCUGGUGCGUGCCCAGCUGGAUGAGGUGCUGAAGACCCUGGACCUCGAGGAAGGGUGGGCCAAGAUGAAGGAGCCGCGGAAGUUCAUCGACGGGAUCGCCCUGCUGGCCAACGCCAUGGCGACGCACGCAGGCCCCCGUCUCCCAGCCAUCGUCCAGCAGCUGUAUCCCACCCUCAGCAGCAUCUAUGAGUGUCAGAGGACCACGGCGACAGCCUUCCUCUCAGAGCUGCUAAACCACCGGGUGGCGACGGAGAUGAUGAUGACGGACUCACUGAUGAAGAGCAUGACUGCGCGCCUCGCUGACCCCUGCGGUGCCGUGCGCAUGCUGGCCAUCAGAGGCCUGGGUAACAUCGCCACUGGGUCCCCGGAAAAGGUCAACAAGUAUGCCAAGGAGCUGCUGGCUGCCAUGAGCUCGGGGAUGGAGGAGCGUGACGACCCUUGCAAGCGCAUCGCCCUGGAAGCCAUGUCUGGCCUCUCCAAAGUGCUGCUCCACCUGAACAAGAACACUGUGCGGAUGCUUUUAGUCUACAUCUUGAUGAAGAUCAAGCCCUUCCUGGAAAGUGAAUACGAUGCUGCCCGUUGUGCUGCUGUACUGCUUUUGGGAAAUCUGUCAAAGUUUGGGUCAGGAGAGCCAGUCUUCAGAGACCAGAUCCACAAUGUACUCAUCAGUUUACUCCUACACCUCAGUGACCCUAGUCCAGACGUAGUCAAGGCCUGUAAGUUCACUCUGCGAGAAUGUGCGCCACUACUGGGCUCCGAGCUGAUCGCCACCAUGUUCCAGAACCAUCUGUAUGAAGACGGCAAGUUGCACUACGGCGAGUUCAUCAACGACCUCAUGAAAUACAUAAUUCAAGAUUUCCCUGGCAUGCUGAACUUCUACCAUACAACCAUCCUUCAGUUCUUCAAGAGCAACUGGGCGCAGGUUCGAGCCAGCGCUGCUAUGUUCACCGGAUUCCUGCUGGGAAAUCUUCCGAGGGAGUUCUACCCUCACAUGAACAUUGGGAAUAUAAUCAAUGGUCUCAUCCAGCUGCUCCAGGAUCCCGACCCCACCGUCCGAGCAAAGACUGCCGAGGCCAUGGGUCACUUUCGUCACUUUCACCCAGCGUCUUGCUCCGGAUCGCUGAAGGAGCCGGAUGUGUCGGCCUGAAAGUGAGCGUACCUGCGCUGCUAUCCGCCUCUGCGGAUUUAGGCCAAGACCAGCAGGGGUCCAGCCCUCCCUGGUUCCCCUCAAACCGUGUCCUCAUUUCAUCUCUAAGGAUCUGUGUUGGAAACCGUAACUUUUUUAUUUUUUUCGUGCCGCUUGUUUCCGGGUAGCCCUCCCUACUUUUAUAGCUGCGUGGUUGAAUGUAUGUUCAGAUGCUAAUAAUCUCGCCCUUGAUUCUGUCCUACUACUGCCUCGAGUUUCCGCCGUAAUAAACUGAGAAAGUUUGGCCGACUGGACAACUCGAUACUAGCUAAUUACGUAUCUGAGAGACAGGAUGGAGUAAACAUGCAGAGUUAGGCUCUGUCACAUGUCCAGACUGAGUUUGGGGGGGAUGCAGCCACCUGUAAUGCGUCUACGGACUGCUGCGCUGGAGGCUUGUCGCAUGGCAAGGUGGAGCACUCCUGGCAAACGACUGCGGUCAUGUGCUCACCCCGCUAACCUCUCCAGGCUGCUUAUCAUGUUUAAUUAUUAAUCUCCAUGAUUUAUCUGUGCUAUACAUGUGAUUAUUUUGUGAGGAGUCAGCCUGACAUCAACUUUGAUCGUGUUAUCUGCGAAGAUGGGACCUAUGACUGUACCACCGAGAUCUUCGCUAUAAAUUCUGGAUUU
Messenger RNA from Brienomyrus brachyistius, 5947 nucleotides. RefSeq names its product maestro heat-like repeat-containing protein family member 1. Gene Ontology annotation, molecular function: protein binding. The record is from RefSeq and is a predicted model, not a curated record. Gene Ontology annotation, cellular component: cytoplasm. Lineage: Eukaryota; Metazoa; Chordata; Actinopteri; Osteoglossiformes; Mormyridae.